Molecule: messenger RNA, 510 nt
Organism: Penicillium canescens
Lineage: Eukaryota; Fungi; Ascomycota; Eurotiomycetes; Eurotiales; Aspergillaceae
Exons: 5
Coding region: 1-510 (169 amino acids)
Source: RefSeq, a predicted model, not a curated record
AUGAGUGAUGUUGAGUGUGGACCAGGCACAAUCACAUCAACCACUUCUCAGUCCUUCCAGAGAGGCUUUGCCGAGCAGCUCGGAGUUUUUCAUCCUACAAGUUAUCUCGGAGAUGUUGUCGAAAAGCUUGUGACCACUCCUCAAUACAACGAAGCUUCAGGAACAGUAACAACGACUGGGUACAAUUUACAAUGCGCGGGUGGUGCCGCAUGUAUAUUGUAUUUUCAGCCAUAUUUCACUGUCUCACAGGUCAAGACGUAUACGGUUUCUGUCUCGGAUGACGGAAGUCUUUGCUCAUCGGAUGACUCGAAUGCUUCAACUGGACAAUACACUACCCCUAUGACAGAUGUGGGGUGCGAAGGCGAUGGUUGUAGCGCGGCCGGGAUAUGGGGAGUAUGCUAUGCUUUUGAUUUCGGCGGUGAACAGACCUGCCCUGGCACUAGAGCUUCCUCUUUGCCAGGUAUCCAGUGCCCCAGUAACUUUGAAGCCAGUCCAAACGCGCCACAAUAG